CUCCAUGUGGCAUCCGUCAGCAUGACGCCCCUCGCGCCCAUCUCCCACUGCAACAGCACCCAGCGGCGGACGAAGGUGUUCGGGGCGCCGCUCGCCGCGAUUCAACUCGGUCCAGUGGAUGGAGCGGGGAGGAGGCGGCGGACGAGCCCAGCGUGUGAACCUGCCAACCACUCAGCUUCCUGCAGCACAGAACCCACCUCUGCACACUUGGGGACAUUAAUGUCCCCUGUUUGCUUGCCUCUUCCUUUUUGGAGUUACAGACAAGGAUGCCUUUGAGUCGCCCGGUCCAGCUGCACGGCCACAUUCACAGGCACAAACACUACCUCCCUGUGUCAUCACUUUCUACCCUGAGAAAUAGCAGAGGGCGUUCAAAAAAAGGAGAGAAGGGAGAAAUCAGGAUGAUCCGCAUGAUUUGGGGGACACUGGAUGAAACAUUGUAGUGGGAAGAUGUGCCACUUUAAUUAUGUAUAUUUCAGGAACCGAUUCUCUGUAUGAGACUGGAAAGUGACAUUUAGGUGUGGCCUGUUUUCUUUCUGUGUUGUUGCUCAGUUGUUACUCUCUUCCUGGAGUACACGAUGCUCAGAUCAUUGCUCAUCACUAUCUCUCACGCUGCUCCUCCUUCCUCUAUAGGUGCUGCAUUUGUGUUCACCACUGGCUCGCUCGCUCUCUCUCUCUCUCUCUCUCUCUGUCUCUGUCUCUGUCUCCCCUCCCCCUUGUGAACACGCACACUCACGCACUCACAGAAACUAAAGAGUUCCCCUAUCUGUCAGAGCUAGUUCCUCCAUUUAAGAUGCUGACUUGUUUAUGAUGAAAGGACAAGUGCAUGACUUCUGUUAGCUGCUGUAGUCUACUUUAACGCUUUUCUCGCGGCAUGUAUGCUGUGCUGGAGGCAGAGGGGCAAGUCUUUUUUUGUUGCUGAUUUGUGGUUGACAGAUCUUCAGAUAGCGGCGUGGGGGAGGCGGCCUGACAGGCAGAGCGGCGUAAGAAGCAGAGUUUAGCCCAGUGGAUGAGUGGCAGGUGGGCCGCUUGGUCCCGUGUCCGCUCUCGCUGUCCUGGGCGCAACAAACAUCUAGAGGCCGUGGAGGAGGAGGUGGUGGAGCAGGGUCAAGCAUGGAGCAGUAGGGACACGCUCAGAUGCCCGAGCGGAUCACCGGUGGAGGAGGAGUGCUGCCGAGGACGAAAGCUCUGCAAUGAACAAGACCAAGAGGAAACCCAGCGAGAGUCCUGGCGUGCUGAAGAGCAGGAAGCUGGUCCAGCGCCGGAGGAACACAUGUCCCAGCCCUCAGGACAUCAGCCGGGCCCUGCAGAGCCCCAGCUCUGCCCCCAGCGCCAGCGCUGCCAGCCUGGAUGAGCUCAUACAGCGCUGCCUCAACUACUUCGAUUCAGAGGGGAAGCUUUCCAGCCCCCGGGGGUCCCAGCUUGUCCACAUGACUCUGAUGAUGCACAGCUGGGUUGUGCCGUCUCAGACGUUCGCCCAGAAGCUUCGCACUCUUUAUACGGAUUGUCUCUCGGACAAGCGAGGACUGAGGCGGACGCAGAUCUGCCACCUUGUCAGGCAGUGGAUGAGCCAGUUCCCGGCCGUGUUCGAGGCGGACCCCCUCCUGGAGCAGGUCAUGGGGGACCUGUGUGCGCUGGUGCGCUCGGACGGACAGGAGGCGCACUCGCAGCUCAUCUACACGUCCUGCAUAAGCUCUCGUGGGAACGUAUCCCAGGCUCCGUCGCCCUCCGUGAAGAAGAGGAAGGUUUCUUUGAUCUUCGACCACAUGGAACCAGAUGAAAUGGCCGAACAUCUCAGCUACCUGGAGUUUAAGAACUUCUGUAACGUUUCUUUCCUGGACUACCGCAGCUACGUGGUGCGCGGCUCGGUGAGGGACAACCCUGCUCUGGAGCGCUCGGUCAUGAUGUGCAACGGCGUCUCCCAGUGGGUCCAGCUGAUGAUCCUCAGCCGCCACACGGCCCAGCAGCGAGCGCAGGUCUUCACCAAGUUCAUCCACGUGGCCCAGAAACUUCGAGCUCUGCAAAACUUCAACACUCUAAUGGCCGUAACCGGGGGCCUCAGUCACAGCUCCAUCUCCCGCCUCAAAGACACCUACAACCUGCUCCCCCCAGACAUCACUAAGGCCCUGAGUGAGAUGACGGAGCUGCUGUCGUCACGCAGCAACUACAUCAACUACCGGCGGGUUUACAGCGAUUGCAGCGGCUUCAAGGUGCCGAUCCUGGGCGUCCACCUCAAGGACCUGAUCUCGCUGAACGAGGCUCUGCCCGACUACAUCGACGAAGACAAGAUCAACCUGAGCAAGCUGCAGCACCUGUACAGCAACAUCAACGACCUGCUGGCCAUCCACAGCUGCACGCCGCCCUUCGAGGCCAACAAGGACCUCCUGCACCUGCUCACGCUCUCUCUAGAUUUAUACUACACUGAGGACGAGAUAUAUGAACUUUCAUACACCAAGGAACCCAAGAAUCCCAAGAUCCAGCCUGUAGCUCCAGUCAAAGCCCCAGUAGUUGCAGAGUGGGGCUCAGGGGUCACCCCCAGACUCGACCCUGACACCAUAUCUAAACACGUCAAACAGAUGGUGGAUUCCAUCAUGAAGAACUACGACCAGAACCAGGACGGCUACAUCUCUCGGGAGGACUUUGAGAAAAUAGCAGCCAACUUCCCCUUCUCCUUCUGCACUCCUGAAACUGACAGGGAGGGACAAAUCAGCCGUGAAGAAAUUACCUCUUACUUCAUGAGGGGAAUGUCUAUAUGUGCUAAACUGGGCUACAACUUCAAUGACGCACACAACUUUCACGAAACCACAUACAAACUGCCAACGUUCUGUGACGUAUGUGGAGGCUUUCUGUGGGGAGUCAUUAAACAGGGAUACCACUGCAAAGACUGUGGGAUCAACUGUCACCGACACUGUAGGGAUCUGGUGGGAUUAGAGUGUCUGAAGAAGCACAAAAACAGUGGGUCCUGCCCGUGCACCCCUGGCCCCGACUCAAAGAUCAAGGGCAACAGCUGCAGUUCAGAGGACGAGACCUUUGUUUUCCCCCAAAGCAACGAGACAGAACACAACAAGAGCACGGCGCUUUGGAGAAAUAACAGCAGCGAUUCAACUCUGUCAGACCGCUCCACUCAGACUGACCCUGGAGUGUGGACGCCCGACAAGAGGGACAGGAGGGGAAACAACCACCACUCCCUGGCACAUGCAUCUCCAGACAGAAAGGCCAACACGCUGCCAACCAGAAGCCGAGGUUGCUCCAUGCCCGUGUCCUUCCUGCAGGAGAAGAUGGAGGAGAUGCACCUCUACAAAGACAAGAGCCGAGAGCCGGACUGAGCCCUGGCCUGCCUGUGUUGGACACAUGGACAAAGACCCAGACGACGCCGUGCCUCUGACUGAGCCGGUGUGGGACUGAUGACAAUAACUGGCCAUUCGCUUCCGAGUGCCGGCAAUGAUAAAUGGACUCCUUGCUCAGAUGUGGUUCUGACAUGUUUGUAAUUUUAUUGUUGUCAGUCUAAUUAGUUUGACUUAUUUAGGCUUCAAACAGGAGUUUUCCUACUGUAAUUUAAGAAUGUUAUCUUGUGCCUUGGUUCUCUGGUGCUAAGAUUCCACACACUCAGUGCAGUCGGCCUUUUGUGGCAACAGUUUCCUGAUCACAGACACAUCAAUGCUGGGUAAGAAAUUAACACUAACCUCAACAGGCCUGGUUCCUUUCAGCUUCGGCAGCUACAGCGCAUGAAACCUCUGCUCGUGAAUUUGGACAUUAAGCCAGCAAUGAAAUACGACUGUGUAGGUUUGGUGAUAUGCGUACUUAAUGUGGCUUUUAGGCCUGACGGUAGCAGCCACUGGAACAUUUCAUGCCAUGGUUGAUCACCUUUACUAGGCCGUGUUCAUCAGAUUAGUUUAAGAUACUUUAUUGAUCUCCUUGGGAAAUUGUUUUCUCUGCAUUUGACCCAUACCCUCACACGGGGAGCUAGUGCGAUGUGUCUUGCUCAUAGACACAAUUCUUGUGGGAUCAACUGGGUUCAAACUGGUGACCUUCUCCUUCACAGGCCACUAAGUCUAAUUAGUUUGACUUUUUUGACUAGUUUUUAUCACAAUGUAAAACUAUGUCCUCUGUAGCAACUUCGUGUGAACAUCUUCCAUCCACUGUUGGAAAGUAAUGAAAAGAGCUUCUGAGCAUCAUCAAUUGGCAGAAUCGUCUGCAGAGAAUGGUCAUUUUGUGCCCUGAUGAAGGUGUCAUUAACAUUCACACCCAUGCUCCAAAAUUGGUUUUAUUUUUAGUUGAUAUUUUUGCCAUUUGUCCAAAAUUUCCAUUUUGUUAAAAUUAACAAGUACAGAAACAUUAAUAAAACAGGCUGUUUAUGUUCGGUGUGAUGCAA
Betta splendens (Siamese fighting fish) is the source of this 4369-nucleotide messenger RNA. RefSeq names its product RAS guanyl releasing protein 4 (gene rasgrp4). Gene Ontology annotation, cellular component: plasma membrane. Bases 1191 to 3323 code for a protein of 710 amino acids. Gene Ontology annotation, molecular function: calcium ion binding; guanyl-nucleotide exchange factor activity. The record is from RefSeq and is a predicted model, not a curated record. Gene Ontology annotation, biological process: positive regulation of GTPase activity; Ras protein signal transduction. The transcript is spliced from 18 exons. Lineage: Eukaryota; Metazoa; Chordata; Actinopteri; Anabantiformes; Osphronemidae.